AUGGCUAGGAAGAAAGCUAAGUCUGAUCCAUCGAAGCCGAAGAGGCCACAGUCUCCUUUCUUUCUUUUCAUGUCUGACUUCAGAGUGAGGUUCAGGAAGGAAAAUCCAGACAAUAAAUACGUCUCUGUGGUUGGUAAAGCUGCCGGUGAAAAAUGGAGAUCGAUGUCUGAUGCUGACAAGGCUCCUUACGUUGCUGAUGCAGAAAAGAAGAAAAUGGAAUAUGUGAAGGCCAUUCAUGCCUACAAUAAGAAGGUUCUGAUGGCCUGCAAUAAUACUAAUUUGGUUGCCGGAAAAAAAUCCUCUAGCGGAAAAAGUUUUGUCAAGUCAAAUUCUGAACUCAAUGAUGAUGAUGAUGACGACGACGACAAUGAGGAGGAGGAGGAGGAGGAUGAUGAAUCUGGUGACCAAGAUACUGCUUAUAAUCCUGCAUCAAGGACUAAGAAGGUAAAACAAAUGGUCGGCACUUCCACCCAAGGUUUCCCGUCUAAGGUGUUGGAAAUUUCUUCCUCCCCCUCAACUUCCUUUCCUAAUGAGUCUUCGCUGUCGCCUGAAAUCCAAGUCCAGUCGAAGCCUUUUGGUCCACAGGCGACUGCUACUCUGACUCAAUCUUUUGAUUCAAGACAGAAAGUUGUGCUGGCAUUAGAAGUUCAGCCUUUCCCGAUUUCUGAUCCUGUUGUGUCCGCAAACCCACAAACAAAUGUCUCUCCAUCUGUAGAUGUAGUCAUGAAGGACCAAGUAGUAAUUCCCGAAGAAAUGGGCACCUCGGAAGGGGGUUUCCAGGAUGUUCACCCUGAUCAAGAUCCAAGGGAUGACCUACUUCACCAGGUUAAGCAAGCAUGUAAUGGGGACAGUGGCGACGCUGACCCCGCAGAUGACUUGCUUUCUUUGCUGACUAACUCAAGUCCUACAGCUUCUGUGUUUGCUGGGCUUGAUUCUAGUGACUCGGAAGCCAUGCAACUUUUCAAAGAUCUGAAGCUACUAGUGUCGAAGCCAUUGGAUGUCGCUUCUGCUGACACCUCUGCAUUCGAUCAGAUGAGGAGGCUAGUUGAAAAACUCAAGCCUCUCAAGCAACGGUUGCCUCUCUCAGGCCAAAGUACACUUGAGCAGGUCAACAACUUUCUAUCCCUUCAUGCCUCCAAGAAUGCUUUCUUAACAGCCACCCUUCCUGUUUACGAGCAAGCGGUGAAUUCCAAAGAGGACUUGGUAAAGAAGCUCCUUCCUCUCAAAGAACAAAAAGAAAAUAUUGCGGUAAAUAAAAAGCAGCAUGAGGCAGUUAAGGUCAAGGCUGAAGAGAAAGUUGAGCAACUCAAGAAGCAAUUGGCCUUAGCUGAGGUGGAACUAGCUGAAGCCAACACAGGUAUUGCUGUCUUUAUCAAUUCAGAGAAAAAGCGCGUCGACAGCAUCAAUGCCCUUCGUGAUGAGGUGAAUCAGACGGUGAAAACUCUAAGGAAUCUUCAGUCUGACUACGAGUUAGCAGUGUUGACUAGGAAAGAACUUGAGGAUCUCUUGUUGGUGAUUACCCAAUCCAGUCGCCCUUGACGUACUUUAAACUUGAAAUUAUUUUCCAUUUUGUAGAAUCGACAAUUGGCUUGUUUAAUACAAUGUUUAUUUUGGUCUAUACGUUUUUCUCUUUAAUUCGAAUUAUCCUCCUGAUAGAAGCCAAUGAUUUGUUUGUUGUGCCAAUUUGGUUUCUAGUUCUUAAAUGGACUGAUUUAUUUUCAGCAAAUAAUGAGGUGUUCAA
This is a messenger RNA of Medicago truncatula (barrel medic), 1741 nucleotides long. RefSeq lists its product as uncharacterized. The transcript is spliced from 8 exons. The record is from RefSeq and is a predicted model, not a curated record. Lineage: Eukaryota; Viridiplantae; Streptophyta; Magnoliopsida; Fabales; Fabaceae. The coding region runs from base 1 to 1539 and encodes 512 amino acids.